Messenger RNA from Capsella rubella, 852 nucleotides. RefSeq names its product glutathione S-transferase T3. The transcript is spliced from 2 exons. NCBI's taxonomy places the organism in Eukaryota, Viridiplantae, Streptophyta, Magnoliopsida, Brassicales, Brassicaceae. Bases 1 to 852 code for a protein of 283 amino acids. The record is from RefSeq and is a predicted model, not a curated record.
AUGUCUGGUUCUCGUUCUUCGGGAUAUUCUAAAGAAGAAGAUAAGUUCUUAUGUGAAGUCUAUCUAAAAAUUUCUCAAGAUCCAAUCACUGGUCAUUAUCAAUCAUCCGAUCAUUUCUGGGAUCGUGUGGUGAAAGCUUUUGAGGAUGGAAAAAAUAGGACUUGGAGUAAACGUUCGAAAAAAUCUCUCCAAUGUCGAUUUCAGAAUAUCGAGAGAGCAACAAAAAAACUACAUGCAUGCAUAAGACAAUGUGAAAAUAGUUGUCAAAGUGGUGUUUCAAGUGAUGAUAUCUUCAAUCAAGCGAAAGAAAUGCUAAUGCAAGAUUCAAGAUUCAAAUCUGGUUGGAAAUUUGAUCAUGUAUGGAACAUUAUUAAAGACUUUGAAAAGUUUAAAAAUGGUGUCACCUCUGCUAGAAAGAUACAAAAUCCAUGUGAUUUGAGACAUACAUCUUCAGAGUCAGAAAAUACUAUCCAUGAUUCCAUUCCCUCGGUGUCUCCAGGUUUGUCUUCAUUUGAUCUUAAUUUAGAUGAAGAAGAUGACAUAAUUGGCAGAUCUCCGCCUCAACAACCAAGUGGGGUGAAAAAAUCUAAACUAAAAAGAAAAAACUAUGAUGAAACAUCGAAUGCUAUCAAGACUUUAGAUGGAGGAAAUAAACAACUUUUGGAGCAACUAAAGAAGAUAAGCGAACAAAGACAACAAUAUUUGGAGCUUCAAUGUGAACAUUUAGCAUUGAAAAAACUUAGAACAGAAAACAAAAUUUUAUGUCAAAACUUAAGUUCUAUUGAAGAUCCAAAUAUUCGUGCCUAUAUUCAAUCUGAGCAAGCAAAAAUCUUAAAGAAAAGGGUUGAUUAA